This is a messenger RNA of Linum trigynum, 7013 nucleotides long. The record is from the annotation of a GenBank genome assembly. NCBI's taxonomy places the organism in Eukaryota, Viridiplantae, Streptophyta, Magnoliopsida, Malpighiales, Linaceae.
CGUACUGUUAAUAGUUUUUCCCAGUGUGACAAUCAAAAUGUGCCAGCAGAGGCAAUGAUUUAAUUUAUGAGACUCUGCUGUAUACACUGAUUGAAACCAGCUUUUAGCAUUAAUCUGGAUAUAUUAAAAACUGAGUUUAGCUAGGAUCAAGUAACUACUGCAUAAUGUCCUCUGGAUAUGGAUCAGCUAUUUUUCCGAACUUAGUGAACUUGACAUUCUGAAUGCAUGGUGUAUUCCAAGUGUAUUGAGAUUUUCCCUGAACAGAUAUGUGAAGACUGUGCCACUUGCAGCAGAAAUGCUUGAUGUCAGAAAAGAUCAAAAGCUUGAGAUGGUGAAGGAACUGAGAAAGGAAAAAGCCAGAUUGCGACUUGAGGUAGAGAUGGGUGUAGCUCCACCACUUUCGGAUGAUGAAGUUUGGUUGGAGUUGCGUCACAAAGCGUGAGUUUUACUCAUUCCAUUUUUAUUUCUGUUGUAGAGUGAAAAUAACUGAAGACGUUUUGCAAUAUGAAAUGUGGUUGUGUUCCACCAGUCUUAGCAAAGGUCCCGAAUUCAUCAAUUGGCCUGAAGUUUGUCCCUCAAUUUGUCAUCAGUGAUCUAUCUCCAAAUAAUUUUUGAAUUGACUCCAGAGUGCACUCUUUUUCCGUUGACAAAAGCGACUCUUAUUAGCUGAGCUUUGCUAUUUGAGCAGGUUAGAGUUACAAGAUGAGUGGAAGUUAGAAAAUCGUACCGCAUUCGCAAACAUAUGGUCCGAUAUGGUAUUUGGGAUCUCAUUGUUCUUGCUUUUGUACUUCAAUCAGAAUAAAGUGAGUACCUAAGCCCCUAUCUCCGCAUAAAGCCUUGUAGCUUAAAGUUGAAUGUUUGGUGUGUAUAUUCCCUGUUCAUUUUGGUUUAUGUCCUUAUCUCCCUUUAACAUUUCAUCGUCUAUUAUGUAAUUUCUUAACUAGUUAUCUAUCAUCUAACAUUUAGUUGAACUCGACAACAUCCACAAUCAGAAUGUAAUGUUAUCAUUCAUUCAUUUCCUUCCAUCUCAACUUUUAACUUUGGUUGUAUUAUCUCAUGCAACUCCAUCCUGCUAAUCUCAGUCCUCUCUCAUUUCCCGUUGUAGAGGCAAACAGAAGUUUGUUCUGUUUAUCUAGAUACUUUGAAGUUGAAAUUUUUUUCGGUCCUUAUGAUCUCAUGUAAUGUAACUAUUAAACGAGGGCAUGUUUUUAGGCCUUAACUUUUUCUCCUUGGUGCAGGUAGCUUUGUUGAAGUUCACAGGAUACAAAAUACUUAAUAAUGUAACUGAUACAGGGAAGGCAUUUAUGAUUAUACUCAUCACAGAUAUUUUUUUAGGGUAAUAAUCUCCUACUCUCCAAUGAACACUUCUUAUUGGGAUUUCACUUAGAAUAUUUGAUUCAUCUUAAGCAGAAUCUUGUUGUUGAAAUUUACAAAACAGCAUCACUUGUUGACUGCGAAGACAAUUUUACAAAAUAGCUUAAAAAAUUUAUUCUCAACUCUAUUCCUUUUCACCAAAUGAUUCCAUGUUAUUUGAGCUUUUUCCUCUAUACUUACCUAUCAACUGCUAUUUUCACUUGCUCUUCAUGACGCCUCCUCGCGUUUACUUAAUCGUAAAACUAAAAUUUUUGCAUGAUCUCUAACCACACCGUAAUGAGUUCUUGUUUCUAUGAAAAAUAAACCCCCUCAGGUACCAUUCGGAAUCUGGCUGGGAGACGUUGUUGGAAGUAUUUGUUGAGCACUAUGGGCUUCAAGUUGAUCCGUCCACUAUCACCAUUUUUGUCUGCUUUGUUCCUGUUGUCAUUGAUGCUUGUGUGAAGCUUUGGGUAUGUUCUAAUCUAGACUAUUUUAUCUUUUUAUUCAAUUGUUGUGAUCACUUCAUUGCCUGAUGUUUGCAAUUGUUUAUUGUAGAAGUCAUAUGUAACAAUCUUCUGCACUUUACAGUCUUCAUAUCAGUUGCCAUUUGGUCCAUUUAUUAUUCUCCAUAUUUUAUGAACACAAUAAAUUAAUUAGCUAGCUUUUAGCAGCACAAAAUGGUUAUCGUUGUGAUUAUAAAUGCUUUCUUUUGUCCGAACUCCAGACUUUCGAAAGCAGAACAAUGACCUGCAUGGCCACAUGCAAAAAUGUGAAGAGAACCUGAAUCUUAACUAUACUAAGUUAGAUAAAGUUUUUUACAGUUUUGUGGAGGGCUGGGUGGUCUCUUGGGCCAAAAGCGAGUUCUAAGAGGGAGGGAGGGAGGGAGCGGGCUCCCUCUCCCCCUUUUCUGGCCAAAAGCGAGUUCUAACGAUGGAGGGAUGGGAUCGGGAGAAACUGCUUUUUAAUCAAUGAUGAAUUAAUGCUUAACUUUAGUAGUUAACUGUUCUUAAGGAAAUAAAGAGUUGUACAUUGGAAGUAAGUAUUGAUCCAGAGUUAUUUCCUAUAUUGGAAGAUAUUGUUGUGUUGCCUUCUGUUUUUUUUUUUUUUUUUUUGGUUCAAGAUUGUUUUUCAAUCCUUAGAAACAGAAAACUUCUUCUCUCACUGUUUGGGUAGCAGUGAUGAGGAUUCAUCAACAAAAAACUAAAUUUAGGGUUUCCUUUUUCCUACCAAAAGAAUGAGCUGAAAUUAGCCCUGCUUUUGUUGCUAUAAAAUAAAGCUACACAAUACUUUCAUCUAACAAGUAACAAGUCAUAUUCUACUUUCUAAUCAUCUUUCUUUUUCUAAUGGCUUCUGCAAGAACAUCUUUGAUGAUUACAAUCAUCUUUUUCACCCUUAUUUUUCAAUUUUUUCCACAAGCAACGGCUAGAGUGCCAACCCUAAGCUCUCCAUCCAAAUUAAUUGAAUAACUGUGCAAGAAAAGCAAUAACUUCAACCUGUGUGCCCAAGUUCUGCAAUCUUAUCCUGAAGCAUCAUCAACAACUGACAUAAAAUCCUUAGCUAAAGUUGUCUUGAAAAUGGCCAAGAAGCAAUCAACAAUCCUGGGCAACCUCUUUACUGAAUUAGGGAACAGCAAAGCUACCAACCCAUCAAUCAGACCAUCAUUAGAUCUAUGUGCCUCCCAGUACAAUGACGCAGCUAUUUUUUUCUCCCCUGCUGGGUUAGGAGAUGUGGUAAAAAGUUUGGAAAUUCAUUCUGCUUUAGAUGAUUCGGAAACUUGCCAAGCUGAAUUAGCUACCAAAAGUGUCCACAUUGAAUCAAUUGCACCUGAAAUUCGGAAGUGGAAGGAACUUUAUGCAGUUUCUAAUUCUACCAUACUAUAUGCUGAAGUUGUGUUCGGAGGCAAAGCUGCAGAUGAACAAGAAGAUUAUUAAUUCUUAUUUUGAAACUCUUGUUGUCUUCAAAGAGUUGACAGGAAUCUAAACACCUGAAUUGUUGAGGCGUGAAUCUCCACUAUAACCGUCUUCUUAGUUGUUAUCCUGGCAGUUGGCACAGAAAGUGUUGUAUAAGUAAAAAAAUUCAUUACAGUUGUUAUCUUCUACUAAAGAACGAGAUAUUUAUUGCCUAAUUUUUUUGAAAGUGGCUUCAACUUUGCCUGUUCUCAUCAUUGCCAAAACAAAACCUCUCUGAAUCUCUGCCUCCGACUAAUGCUGGUCUUUCUCUAGAUUGAAGGGUUUCUUGCACAACCUUCUUAAUUAGUCUAUAGAAUCUUUUAUGUUGUGCCAUGGAGGUUUAGGUUUUGAGCUUCUUCAAAGUCUGUUUCCUUCAGAAUGACCGAGUUCGCUUCUGCUAUGGAUGUUUGACAUUAUUUCACUUAUGAUUUUGAAGAACUUUUUAGAUUUAUUCAAAAUUGAAAUAUCAUAUUUAUGUUCUUGUGUUUCAUUUCCUAUUGAGUCAACAUUUUUCGGUAUGAACGAUGAUCGGCUUCUUGGCAGUUCUUCUGCAUCUGACCACAUGGUGCUGGGUGGAUAAUGGGGUCAAGGUGUCUUAAACAUAUGCAAUUAUUAGGAUCACAUCCAUUUGUGGUUGGUUUAUUAUGAUGGGACAAUUUGCAGCUAGAGUCAGUGAAGUAGUCAUGAAUAUUUGUUGUUGGUUUGAUCAUUCUGUACGUUUAAGUAAUUAUAUGGAAGUUGCUGCAUGAAAUGUAGUGUUCAUCUGAGGCUCGCUCACUAAGGCAAAGAAUUUAGAUAACCUAUUUGUAUUGGUGAACAGUUAUUUCUCAUAUUUAUGGAUAAUCAAGUACCUUGCUUACACUAGAAUGCCUGUGAUUUGGACGAAAUGAUCCUUGUGCAUUUUGAUCGCUAUAAUCUAAUAUUUCUUAGGUGUUGUUGAGGAAGAACAAUAUAGUUUUGGGGUGAUCCAGAAAAUGAAAGGAAGAUUUUGAACUAGAGUUAUGGUUUACUGAAAUAUUACGUUUGAGAUCAUAUACGUCAUUAGGUAUGUUCUUGGACAAAACAUGCAUCUAUAACACUUGCCACUAUGCAACUGAUGGUUGCUUCCUUGCUUGCAUUGGUUCCGGUCUCUUAGCGGUGGGUGUAUAUAGUUUCCUUUUUGGGUGCCUCAGGAUUCGGAGUUUCAAGGAUGAAGUUCUUAAAUAAACCAUUUGUCCAAAUUAGAUUCUCAGUAGGGUUGAGAAUAUGAGAGUUUUCCUUCUCAUGCUAUUGGUUUGUAUAUGAUUGACUGACAAGUGCACCAACCAUAGGAAUAGAUUAGUCCCAGCCAUCGGGUAAAGUGCUUACCCAUUUUUACUGCGGAAGUGGGAAACAGAAUGGUCGGUUUUUUCCACUUUCUUAUCAGGAACUAUCUGCAGUUUCGUCCUAGCAACGAGACUGAAGAAACAGGUGAAUGAGAAUUGAAUUGCAUUAGAUUGUCUGAUGAUAGAUGGUAGAAUGAACCAUUUGCUUUUGCAUGUGUUUGUUCCCAGCAGCACAUCCUCUUCUCUGCUUUGAACUCAUUACUAUAAGUUCUUCAUGAAUGUGUUUUUUGUUGCUCUAUUAAUGUCAGCUACACAACCAUUGUUUACAAAAUUCAAAUUGGUGCCUCCUCUCUUGCUGCAGAUGUUCAAGUUCCUGCCAAGAUUAUCACCAAAGGUGGCGAACAUAUUUCAAGAAAUGAAGCGUCACUAGAGAAAAUGCACCCUCUGCAGAGAAAUGAUGCUGAACUGGAAACAUGAUCUGUUCUUUUGCUCUUUUACCUCAUCAGGGUAGACAAGCUUGGUAAUAAACAAUCUACUGUACCACAAUUCUUUGCCUUCACCGCAGCUACCAAGGUACAUUGUUGGUUCAUAGCAUGUCCAGUUUUCUGCUAUAGUAUCUGCAGUACUGUAAAAUGGAUGAAACUGUUCUCAAGGGGGGAGUUCAAAUAGUACAUUACAAGGCCACUACAAUUGUCCCAAAUGGGAUGUACAGAAACGUCAUUAUGAUUUCUUCAUACCCUUUUGGCUGAUACUGCAGCUGCUUUUGUUUAGUGGGAGGUGUAUCAUUAUACAAGUGACCUUCAAAGUUCCUGUUGUUUUGGGGAUGUACGCGAAAUAGAAAGAAGUUAUGAAUAUGUGAAAACUGAUGAAGUACCAAAGCCAACGAGAGAGUGACCGAACGGUAGAGUAGUUUACUUCUGAUUUUGGGUAUGAAUCUUGACUAUAUUUUGAUUAAUGUUGUACUCCACGCAGAUCUAACUUCCUAUUCACUCAUGGAAUCCAAGCAUUGCUAUCUUUCGAGCAUUGUUUAGGUUCGCUUGCAAUGGGAGGAUAAAAUGGAGCACCUAACAGAACCAAAUUCUUCCUCCAUUUCCGUAACCAGAGAGCAUUGAAAUUUGAAAAGCUAUAGGGUUGGGUUGGUCCUCUCCUGUCUCCUUUGUGGGCAUCUCAAGCACAAACUUUCUGUGGUCCACAUUGCGCCAUCACAACUGUGGGAUCGAAUCUGUAGCCUGCUGUAUGUGUAUCUAGUUUUGAGUUCUAGUUUUUACCAGCUCAAAAACUGUUGAACUAAAGAUUUGUACAAAAGGGUAAGUACAGUUUGUUAAAAAUUCUGGGCAAAUAGCAAACAGGUAAAAUAUGAACUGUGGUCCUCCUUUGUACUUUUGCUGUUUUACCCUCAAAGAAUCCAAGAUUAGAAAAAGAUCAAACAUAACCAAUGCUAAUAUAUACCUUAUUCUGAAACACAUUAUGCAAAUCUCACAUCGACAAAAGCACACGAGAGAUUCAUAAUUCAUGAGUAAGAAAUCGACUUUAACUAGCAAGAUGCAUUUUGGGGUGAAAUGGAAAAAUUAUUGUAAGUACUCUCUAAAGUGCAACCUGCUUGUUGUGGAACAAUGUAAGGAUGGAUAGUCUCUGACGAAGGCACAUUGAUAUGCACCCCAAAGCAGACAAUAUUGUGGUCAGAAAAAUGCUCGAGAUGUUACAACUUACAAGUGAUACGAGAGCCUCUCCGCGUCCCUCUUGGUCGAUGGUGAGGCAACCCUCCUUGGCGGGGGAGGGGGGUGGGGUGGUAUGUAACACGUUAGACAAAUCUCGCAUCGACAAAGCACAUAAGAGAUUCAUGAUUCAUAAGUAAGAAACCGACAUUAACUAACAAAACGUGUUUUGGGGGUGAAAUGAUAGAGUUAUUCUAAGAACUACGAAAUUAAACGUGCUCGUUGUGGAACAGCGCAAGGAUAGAUAACCUCUCGGAUGUCACCUUGAUAUGCACCCCAAAGCGAAAAUCAUGUGGAGCUAGACCAAAGCGGACAAUAUCUUGGUAGGAAAAAGUUGUGUCGUGUUACAUUAUCCAUUAAUUACUUACUCUCUUUUCGAUUUUGAACUUUCCUCUACUUAUUCAUCAAAACAUUCAAUCCGUCAUUUUCAGGAAAAAAAAAUUAUAUCCUUUCAAAAUCAUGGUUGUCAUGUCGGGUGGUAGAAUCGGGUUUAACUAGUACCAGUUACAAAAUCAUAUGGAAUCAUGGAAUGUCCCUGGUGCGAGUGACAUGAUCGAUUUAUGACAUUUAAACAAAAUGAUACCAUUUUGGUGAAUUUAAUUGAUAACAAAUAAUUUUUUAUUUGUUUCUUGAAUUGAAAGUAAAAUGUUGAUGUUAUUUAUUUGAGUGAAGUAUAAAUUUUUGGAUGUUGG